AAUUUCUAACUUAAUUGUGAGCUUUUUAGCCUUUUCAUCAGGAAUCUAAGGAUGCAGUUGAUUCUGAUGUUGAGGAUAGAGACGAUGCCGAUUGUGCUGAAGAAGAUUCUGAUUCUGAAACCAAAUCAGACGGAAGUGAAGAGACCAAGGAAGAUGUACAUGAUGAGCUGUGAGGCAAAAGCACCGUGAUGUUUUGCUGACAAUAUGGGUCCAGAGAUAGUAAGGCAAUUAAGCUCUCCAAAUUUUUUCAUGAUCUUUUUUUAUCUUCAGCUGUAGGAUUUCUGUUUUAGUGGAGAACAAAAUUGAAGGAUGCAA
Molecule: messenger RNA, 315 nt
Organism: Rubroshorea leprosula
Lineage: Eukaryota; Viridiplantae; Streptophyta; Magnoliopsida; Malvales; Dipterocarpaceae
Source: the annotation of a GenBank genome assembly